Messenger RNA from Danio rerio (zebrafish), 1124 nucleotides. NCBI's taxonomy places the organism in Eukaryota, Metazoa, Chordata, Actinopteri, Cypriniformes, Danionidae. The record is from RefSeq and is a predicted model, not a curated record.
ACAUGGCGGAGAACAGCCAAACUGCAGAUGCUGACGGCUCUGAUCUCCGAAUGGUCCUGCUGGGUGUGACCGGCUCCGGGAGGAGUUCUGCUGGAAACACACUCCUUGGUCGCUCUGCGUUCUGGACGGACACGUCCUCGGUGUCGGUCACCAGCCGGUGUCAGAGGGCAGGGGGUGUGGUUGAGGGGCGGAGCCUGCAGGUGAUUGACACCCCGGGCUUUUUCCACACCUGCCUAAGCCCGGAGGAAGUGCGCGUGGAGCUGAGCCGCAGUGUGGAUCUGCUGGCCCCGGGGCCGCAUGUGUUUGUGCUGGUGCUGCGGCCCUGCAGGCUGACCCCGGAGCAGUGCGCGUCUCUGCACUGCACCCGCGCCACGUUCGGCCCGCACGCGCUCACACACACCAUCGUCUUACUCACAUGCAGAGAUGCACUCGGCUCCAAACCGGCGGAGGACUUCCUAAAGGAGAGCUCGGAGCUAUGGGAGUUUGUGAGCGAGUGCGCCGGCGGAUUCCACGUCUUCGACAACACUAAAGCUCACGAGGACAGGUCACAGGUGUCGGAGCUGCUUCAGAAGGUGGAUCGGCUGGUCGAGCGUAAUAAAGGAUCUCAUUACACCGCAGACAGGCUCCUGCAAGCCCAGGCGGACAUUCUGCAGAUCCAGCAGAGGAUUCUGGGAGAGGGGGCGAGGCCUGUGGCUGAAGUCAGGACGCUGAGGAGGAGGAGUCUAGGAGGAGGGCGGAGCGUGUGUUCUGGUACGAGCUGCUGACGGCGGUGGGCCGCGGGGCGGUGGAGGCGUCAGGGGUGAUGGAGAAGGGGAAGGGCAAAGGGAAGAAGGUGAAGGCGGUGCAGAGGGCGGCGGCCAUCGCUGCCACACCGCUGUCAAUCAACACCGCUGCUAAAGUUGUGGGUGGAGCCAUGAGGGAAGGGGCCAAAAUACUGGACAAACAUAAGAAGACAUUCCUGCGCUGACACACAUACAGUACACACACACACACACACACACACACACACACACACACACAUACAGCUGAAGACUAAAUCCUUCAGCCUCAAGUGACAAUUGUAUUCAUUGUUUAUUGUGUUUAAUAAAUCGUCUCACCAUUAAACAGAACCCUACUGAAAAAAA